Messenger RNA from Botrytis fragariae, 2322 nucleotides. RefSeq names its product putative glycine-rich domain-containing protein. The transcript has 5 exons. The record is from RefSeq and is a predicted model, not a curated record. NCBI's taxonomy places the organism in Eukaryota, Fungi, Ascomycota, Leotiomycetes, Helotiales, Sclerotiniaceae. Bases 1 to 2322 code for a protein of 773 amino acids.
AUGCCUUUUCUCAAUAAAUUAAUCCAUAAGGGAGACCAAGAAAAGUCUCCCGAGAAAGACGUCCCUUCCGCUCAUGUCGAGCACCCACCUUCACCAUUGUCUCCUAGUUCCUCAACCAUAAUAAACGAAGAACCGCCAGGUUACACAGCUACCGAUGGUCCCGCCGAAUCAGAUCUGACUGCUGCCUUUUCCAAUCUCAAUAUCUCGGAAUCAAGUAUUCCUGCUUUUCCAAAUGAAGAUCUAUGUCUUGCACACCUCAAGUUGUUAAAGACUUUUCAUAGUCUCAAAGAAGAUGUCGGCUAUACCGAUGGAUUGUUUGGUCUAUGGGAUGCACGUUGCGAACUUCCGGUCGUCGAGAACCGUGACAAAGCAUUAGUAGCGAUGCGAGAAAAGAGAUGGUCUCUGUAUAUUGCAAGAGCGGUAGAGAGAUUUGAGGAUUGGUGGUUGAAGGUGUUGUGCGAGCAAGAGUAUGCCACUAGGUUGCAGCAAAAGGACAUGAAGACUUACAGGGACUUCAUCAAUUUUCCGGAGAAGGGUGUGGCUAAGGUUUGGAGCACGUCAAUGUUGCCCCCAAUAGAUGUUCUCAUGGUAUGGCAUUCAUUGAUGCUCAACCCUCGAAACUACCUGGAAGAUUGUAUGCGUUUUGGUUUGAAAGAUUUGUGGGCAACAGGCAUGCCCUGGCAUGCUGUUGAUACAGCUAUUGAUACCAGCUUCAAUUAUCAAGUAACAGAAGCAGCCAAAGAAAGAUUCACGAAUGCCACAGGGCAUCAUUGGAGCAAUGCCAAUGAUCAUGCAGCAAAGACACUAAAUUGCCCGCGGUGUUCUCAGGUAUUGGAAAUUCCAUGGACUACAUUCGCUGCAAAUGAAAAGCCAUCACUGAAAGAAAUUAUGGACAUGAAUGGUACAGGUUAUGGUGAUCGAGGUUUAUCACACAUUUGCCACAAAUGCGGUGGUCAAAUCAAUCACGAUCUAUUGCGAGUUGCCAAGUUUAAGAAAGAGGUCGAAGAUCUGAUCAUGAAAGACUAUCCUCUAGGGGGUACAAUUCUAUCUCCGAGUACUGGCAUUCCGGAUGCACGAGAUCCAAAAUCUGGUUCCUUGCACCAAAAUGCAUUCCCCAAUCGUAUGAUUACUAUUGAGCUGAAGGUAAAAAUGCUAGAACUAAUUGAUAAAAACCCUAAAAAAAAGCCCGCUAUGACUGAUGUUAGGGAUAUUAUCGAGAAAACAUUCAGAAGUAAAUCAGCCCUAAAGAAAAUCAAUAGUGGGAGGAGCACUUUGCUACGAGCGGAGUGCCUUUCAGUUCGAAAGAUGAUGUCGAGAUAUUGGCAAAAUUCUUCAAUAUUCGCGCUUGAACUUGGAGGUGCUGUGAUUCGUCAGAGUGUGUUUGUCGAUAAAAUGGCAAGUCUUGACUGGCUUCAUUCCCCGGUUGCUCGAGAGACGAUGGGUCGAUUACUUACAAAGUAUGAAAGAUUCAUUGAAAUCAUGCGUCUCCAUCCAAAAGAGGUUUGUGUUCCAACCUUGGAUGUUGAUUUGGCAUGGCAUACUCAUCAACUAUCGCCAAAACAAUACUACGAGUAUACGUUCUCAAAAUGCCUGAAAUUCAUCGACCAUGAUGAUAAGAUGGAAGAAGAUGCUCUCUCUACUGCCUUCGAAUGGACAAGUAAGACCUAUGAGAGACUCUAUAGGCAAGUGUAUUCUGAAUGCACUUGUUGGUAUUGCGAGGGUAAUCAUAUUGAUUCGUCAAGCCGUGUAUUCGGAACCUCUAAGCACGAAAAAGUUCUGGACACUUUCUAUACAUCUGGAGCAGCAAGACAAUGUGACCCCAACAAUAGCGCACACAUCAGCGCGCACUCCGCUGUUCGAGUCGAAGAGUCCGAGACCCAUGCUUCAGUCUUCGAUAGACUUAGCCAAAGAAAUAAAUCCGAAAUGAAUCGCGCCUACGACAAAGCUCGUCAAAGAGCUGAACAGAAGGGAAGAACUAUCCCUCCUAGAGAUGAUUAUUAUUACACGGCUUGGGGUUAUCCAUAUAUGAUGUAUGGACCGUACAUGAGUCCGAUGUACGUCGGUGCUCCGACUUACUAUGCAGGGGAUCCGUGCGUGAUGCCUGUUGGUGUGGGUAUGGCCGGAGCUUGUGCAGCAGGAUCUUGUGGAGGUACUGUUGCAGCUGGUGGAUGUGGCGGCGCUGGUGGAUGUGGUGGAGGAGGUGGAGGAGGUGGUGUAGGUGGUGCAGUAGGAGGAGUUGGCGGCAGUUGUGGAGGAGGUGGAGGAGGCGGGGGUUGCGGUGGAGGGGGUGGUGGUUGUGGCGGUGGCGGUGGGGGGUGUUAA